UCAGCCAAGUUAUUAUUUUUUAUUCUUUAUUUUUGGACUUUACUGGAAAAGCUUCCGGAUUUGUUCCGGUUCGUUAAAGCCGCGUCGUAAUAAAUCUAGCUAGCUGUAAGCCUUUAUUAGCCUCUGCUAGCUCCUCAGCGUGUUAGCCUGCUAAGCUAAGCCUGCUAACAUGAGUUUAUAAGGAAAAUAUUUACUUUUUAAAGCUCCGUUUGAAAGACGUCUGUUUGUCGGUAUUAAGUGAAGAUGGAGAAAAACCUGAUAGAGAAAAAUGACCAGAAAUCAUCAGCAUCACAGGAGGAGGAGAUGGAUGUUGUCAUGACAACGCCUCUAGAUAAUCCCAUUGUGAGUCCUGACAACAGCACUCCAUUAGUCACACAAUCACACCCGGAGACGGGAGAUGUGCAGACACACCUGGCAGCUACAACGCUCCCUGAGAAAUGUGAUGAUGAAGAAUUGUUGGAAAUACCACUAACAUCUCAAAUGGACAAAACCCAGCCAGACUUGACAGACCUGAAGUCAUUGCCAGAGGAAGAUGAGAUGGAGGUUGCCAUGACACCUGUGGAUAAUCCAUCAGUCACACAAACGGGAGAUGUUCAGACACAGCCGAGGGCUGUGACACUCUGUGUGGACGCUGUGUGUAGGACUGAGGACUGCGAUGAUGCAGAUUCAGAGGACUCUGACAGUGACAGUUCUUCCUCUUCCUCGUCUUCCUCCUCCACUUCCUCGUCCUCCUUGUCUCCAUCUCUCCCCGUGUUUGAGGAUGAUGAUGAAGGGUUCAGCCAACCAGCCCCAAUUAAAGCUAGAGAUGAAGUCUUGCUUGAGGAGCUUCCAGCUGUGGAGGAAGUGUCUCUGAUUUUACCAGAAGAAGCGGAGCUGCAGCCGGUGGGAACAGUUUCCAGCAUUGUACAGCAACUUGUCAUCAUCCAGUCUCUAAAGGACACGCCUCCUCUAAACGAUAACAGCAUCAUCUUCAGAUCCGAUAGGCUGGCUGUAGGAAAGGUUUUCGAGGUGUUCGGCCCCGUGUCCAGUCCUCUCUACAUCCUGCGCUUUAACUCUGUGGACCAGAUCAGCAACAAGGGUCUGACAGAGGGUCUGACUCUUUAUUAUGCUCCGGCCAUCAAAGAGUUCACAGAGUACAUCCUCACACAGCAGCUCAGACUUCUUAAAGGAUCUGAUGCCUCCUGGAAGAAUGAUGAAGAACCACCUGAAGAGGCGUUAGAUUACAGUGAUGAUGAAAAAGAGCAAGAAGCAAAGAGGAAAGUAAAAAACGGCAAAAAGAAGAAGGAAAAUGGCAAUUCAGAUAAUCCAGCUCAUUUCCCUCAGCGGCAGAGGGAAGGGGUCCAAGGUUUCAAGAGACCUGCAGGACCUCGAGUCCGGAACCAGAACUCAAGAAACACCUACCCAGCGCACACACCCACAUACCCACCACCUGGACAAGCUAAUGCCCCUCCCAUGUACCUCCCCCCUCCCUGCCCGUACCCUCAACCCUCUCACCAUUUCACCCCACCCAGCUUCCCUCUCUACCCUCCUCCAUCUUUCUUUAAUCCAGCUUUCUCUUCUCCUUUCUGGCCUCCAAACUCUGUCCCGUUUUCCAGUUUCCCUCCUCCUCCUCCUCCUCCUCCCCCUCCCCCACCACCACCACCUCAGUGAUAAACUGGGUAAGAUGUGUAAUUUUAGGUUUAUUUGGACUAAACCAUGAUGUUAACAGGCAAAGCUUCAUAACAUUUCCCAAACCUGCUGCCUUGUAAACACAUCAGGGGGGGGGGGGGGGGGGGUAUACACAAUAUUAUAUAGAAGAUAAAACAUCCCAGCACUCCUUUCAAUCAUUUCUAUUUUCCAUGAGGGUCUUCAUGUCACAGAAGCAUCUUCCAGUUCAGAUUAUGUUUAGAAGUAUCUCCUCAUGGCCGACCGCAUAUAACCAGUCUCUACCGACAUGGUUAUUCAUUUAUAAGCCAUGCAUCAUACCCCUCCUCCUCCGCCAUGCAUCAUACCCCUCCUCCUCCAGCUUGGAUGAUUCCUCAUCACCUAGAUUGUCCAGGUUCCUGGAAUCUGAUUGCAUCUGAGGUUCAGAUGCACACAGACCAAAACCCUUAACCUGAACUGGAGCCUUACCAUCAGAUGGAUGAGUGUGAGGAAAAUAGUUCGCAUCGCUGCAGAGAUGUUGCAGCUGCUGAGUAUUUCUGCAGCUUUAUGAUGACUGAACAUUUCAGUGCUGUUGUACAGACACGUCUGCAGAGAACAGCAGGUUCAGUUCCCAGCGCCAGCUCUUUGCAGAACAGACCUGCAUUCCUGUUUUUCAGGUGCUGGGGAGCAUUUCCUGCUGUUAACUGACCUGUAGUGGUACUUCUCCUGAACCUUUGUAUACCAUAAAUUAAAAUGUUUGAAAGAAACAUA
Molecule: messenger RNA, 2394 nt
Organism: Melanotaenia boesemani (Boeseman's rainbowfish)
Lineage: Eukaryota; Metazoa; Chordata; Actinopteri; Atheriniformes; Melanotaeniidae
Gene: naf1
Product: nuclear assembly factor 1 homolog (S. cerevisiae)
Exons: 9
Coding region: 244-1650 (468 amino acids)
Biological process (GO): box H/ACA snoRNP assembly; ribosome biogenesis; pseudouridine synthesis
Cellular component (GO): sno(s)RNA-containing ribonucleoprotein complex
Molecular function (GO): RNA binding
Source: RefSeq, a predicted model, not a curated record